CCAAUAUUUUAAUAGCUAUUUUCUCUAUGAUUUGAUCGAUUUACUCUGUUUGGUUGCUGAGAAAACUGUGGAACGGGAAAGAAAAUUCUUCAACCUCGUUUUGUAAUGCCGUUUUUGCCAUAUUUGGAGCUCUGUUAGAUUUUAUUGAUUCCUUUCAUUUUCUUUCUCACCAACAAGACGUGAACAGCUUGCUCUUGAGAUCUGGUAAAUUAGAUUCAAAAAUUGGAUUUCUUUUUUCUUUGCUUUUUUGUUGUUUGUUUGCUGUGAAAAGCGUGGAAAAAAAUGGAUAAAGAUCUGGCCUUUUUUACCGGGGUUUUGAAGGUUUAGAAUAAGGGGUUUUCUCAUUUUGCAUGGUGCUGUUUGUUUGCUGAGAAAACUGCGGAAUAAAAACGGAAAUCUUACCUUGUACCUGAUCAUGUUAUUUUUUGUUUCCUUUCCGGACAUUCUUUUCGUUUCAUCCCUUUUUCUCGCCGGCCGAGCAUGAAGGGGUUUCUCUUGUGAUUUCAUUCUGGUACAUGUGGUUUUUUUAUUUUUUCCUCAUUCCGUGUAAUUAAUGGUUUUUUUGCCGAGAAAACUGUGUAAAACAGGAAAAAUCUCACCUUUUGCAUAAGUAUGUGCCGCUUUUUAAGGUUUAGAAAUUAGGGUUUUUUUUUCCCUCAGCUUGCAUGUUGCUUGUUUGCUAAGAGAGCUGUGAUGAAAAAAAAAAAAAAAAAAACCUUUUCCCAGCAAACAAACUGUUAACACUAUCUGAUCUUUUCUCCUCCGCCAUUUUCUCACCAACCAAACCUGGAGGGCCUUUUUGUGGUUUUAUUUUGGUUUGGAAGUGGGGUUUUGGAGAUUUUGAAAUUAGGGUUUUUAAAAGGUUUGAGGAUUUGGAACUAGGGCUUUGAAGAAGAUGAGUGACAAUUUGAUGGAGAAAGUGAGUGCGUUGGGGGAGCGCCUCAGGAUCGGAGGGGUUGAGGUUGGUCGAAAGAUGAGUGAAGGAAUGAGCUCAAUGAGCUUCAAGAUGAAGGAGCUUUUCCAAGGUCCAAACCAGGCUGAGAAGAUUGUGGAUGAAGCUACUGCUGAAACCCUAGAUGAGCCUGAUUGGGCCUUGAACCUUGACCUGUGUGACAUGAUCAAUAAUGAGAAGGUCAACACUGUUGAUUUAAUUCGAGGCAUAAAGAAGCGAAUAAUGCUGAAGAACCCUAGAGUUCAGUACCUGGCUUUAGUGUUGCUUGAGACUGUUGUCAAAAACUGUGAGAAGGCGUUUUCUGAGGUGGCUGCUGAGAGGUUGCUUGAUGAGAUGGUGAAACUUAUUGAUGAUCCUCAAACCGUUGUUAAUAAUCGAAACAAGGCUUUGAUUUUGAUCGAAGCAUGGGGUGAGUCUUCAGAUGAGUUACGAUAUUUGCCUGUUUAUGAAGAAACAUACAAGAGUCUGAAAUCUAGGGGUAUUAGGUUCCCUGGUCGUGAUGAUGAAAGUUUGGCCCCCAUAUUUACCCCUCCCCACUCGGUUUCGGCUUCAGAAUCAAAUGCCAGUCUUGCUCAACAGAUUCAGCAUGAUACUCCCAUUCACAGCUUUACUCCUGAACAAACCAAGGAAGCAUUUGAUGUGGCACGAAAUAGCAUUGAACUUCUGACAUCAGUGUUAUCAUCCUCACCACAACAAGAUGCUUUAAAGGAUGACUUGACAACCACACUUGUACAACAGUGUCAUCAAUCACAAUUCACUGUCCAGAGCAUCAUUGAGACAGCUGGAGAUAAUGAGGCACUGCUUUUUGAAGCCUUGAAUGUGAAUGAUGAGAUCCAGAAAGUUCUCUCCAAUUAUGAUGAGUUGAAGAAGCCCUCAGUAGUUCCACCUGAGCCAGAACCUGCCAUGAUACCAGUAGCCAUUGAGCCUGAUGAAUCACCUCGUUGUGCAAAAGAAGAUUCCCUGAUUAGAAAACCAGCAGGAUCUCGAGGUGGGGCUCAAGGAGGAAAUAAUGAUGAAAUGAUGGAUGACCUUGACGAAAUGAUCUUUGGGAAGAAAGUUGGGGGUACAUCAGAAGGGGGGCAUGAUGCCAAGAAGCAGCAGUCACCAAAAGAUGAUCUCAUCACAUUUUGAGUUGUCCCAAACAAAACUCUCUAUAUAGAACUUCUUACAUUGUAGUUUAGUACAGGGAUUUGAUGGUGCUGAUAUCAGGCCUAUUAGGUGUUGAUGGCACUCAUGUUUGAUGCUUAAAACAUUUAUGACCUGCAUAAACAGGAUUUGGUGACUUUUCCUUCGAAUACUAUUUUCAUUACUUCCGCA
This is a messenger RNA of Vitis vinifera (wine grape), 2269 nucleotides long. Its product is annotated as TOM1-like protein 2. The record is from RefSeq and is a predicted model, not a curated record. Gene Ontology annotation, molecular function: phosphatidylinositol binding; ubiquitin binding. NCBI's taxonomy places the organism in Eukaryota, Viridiplantae, Streptophyta, Magnoliopsida, Vitales, Vitaceae. Gene Ontology annotation, biological process: protein transport to vacuole involved in ubiquitin-dependent protein catabolic process via the multivesicular body sorting pathway. Bases 896 to 2083 code for a protein of 395 amino acids. The transcript has 4 exons.